Molecule: messenger RNA, 1605 nt
Organism: Purpureocillium lilacinum
Lineage: Eukaryota; Fungi; Ascomycota; Sordariomycetes; Hypocreales; Ophiocordycipitaceae
Source: RefSeq, a predicted model, not a curated record
AUGUCCGCCCUGCAACGCGCCCGGUCCCUGCGCAAGCCCCCGGGCCUGUCGUCCGACAAUGCAGCGCCGGCCAGGGCCCCGGCGGGCGAGCGGCCGCGCACCACCUCGCCAAGUCGCCUGCCUAUGAAGCCCACCACCACUGCCACCGCCACCACCACCUCUGCCGCUGCACGCACCGCGAACCCGGCGUCCGCGACGACGGGCACGAGAGCUGCGAGACCGGCGUCGAUGCACCUCGGCCGCACGACGUCUAUAUCCAGAUCGCAGCGGGACGGCACGGCUGCGAGCGCGCACGAAGGGGCCGCGAGACCAGCUUCGAUGUACCUCGGCCGCACGACGUCUAUAUCCAGGCCGCAGCGAGAUGGCGCGGCUGCGGGCGCUCAGGAGGGGACCUCGCGGAGGGACGCGUCGAGCCGGUAUCCCCCGCUGUCAAGCUCCAACAGGCCGAACGCCGCUGCGCAAGCACGACCGACAUCUGCGGAUAGCACGACGACGGCCUCGAGCCAGGUCCCGAGGCGGGGAGCGACGCACCAGCGAGCGAAGAGCACCGUCACGAAGCUGAAUUCCGCGACUACACUCCGACCGCCGUCGCGGGACAACCCCGCCCCAGCCACGAGAACUGCUCGCAGCUCCUCGAUAGCCAACCCCGCGCCGUCAACGCCUACCGCCGCGCCCUCGAAACAGGCUUCGGCUCCCCAAGCCCAAGUCCCGGCCCAGCCACGACUACGACCGGCGUUCUCCACCCUGCAGCAGCACUACUCGCCGGCCAAGAAGCUUGUCCCCAAACCUCUGACGUCGACGUACCUCGCGCCGCCCUCGCCGUCCAAGCUGCCCGCCAACGUUGCCGCGUCGGCCGAGACGAGCAAACUCCAGGCGGAACUCCUGCAGCUGCACCUGCUCCACCGGGACGCCGCCGAGGUGGAUGCGCAAUGGCGGGACAGCGCGCGGGAGAAGCUAGGUCGGCGCUUCGCGCGGCUGGGCGAGGCGUGCGCCGAGGUGGCGGAUCGUCAGCGCGCGGGCGUCGAACGGGACAACGUGUUGGCGCUGCGGCGAUGGGGCAGCUCCGGCAUGGGGCUGGACGAGCGUAUACAGGUCCUGGACGAGGUUUUUAGCGGCGUGUGGGCGUUGGGCGAGACGGGCGGGCGAUAUAGUCGCGUGGUGCGGCGUUUCGAGCGCUGGAUCGAGCGCGCGCAGCAGAUUGAAGCCGCCAGGGGGAGGUCUACGUUUCUCGCCCCGGACAGCCAGGACGCGCUCUUCAUCGGCGAGCUCGACGGCGCGUGGAAGGACGAGUGCGCGGGGAUCCUCCGCCGCCUCGAGGCCUGGCGCGCGCAGCUCGACGAGAUCGACGACCUCGGUGACGACCGGCGCGACCAGGCCGCCGGCGCGGGUCAGCCCCCUGGCCCGGGCACGAGCCUGGAGAGGAUGCUCCGCGGCGCGCGGCACCUCCUCGACGGCAUGCUGGCCGAGCUGCGGGUCAUGGAGGAUCUCGAGCAGGCGGCGCUUGCGAGGGAGGACGCGUGGAUCGAGGCCGUGAACAGGGAGGGGGAGGAGGGCGGCGAUGAUGGUGAUACCCCGAGGGCUGGCGCUGCGUGGAGAGUGAUUUGA